CGCAAGACGACCAUAUGCCAGCCAAGAAAAUAUACCUACCAAAUGAAACAAAAUCCAACCCAAUGUAGACAGCACCCAGUUUUGAUCCGUUCAGUGAACGGAAUAACGGCGUCGAAUCAAACGGAAAGACAAGAGAUUGACCUCUCUAAAUAAUCCAUCUGCUUGCUAUCAGCCAGCGAGCAAGCUAUACACAGCCCAAGACGAAAGAACCUUCGCCUUCACUCCUUCGCCAGUUCAGUAUCCCUUCAUCUAUGCGACGCUGUGCAUCGUUGCUGGUUUACAGUCGUUGUAGUUCUUCCCACCUUUUCUGUCGCUAACUCAACGGUUUGAAACCGACGAUAUCCUGCCUCUGCCUUUGCCUCAUCGAGUGGGGAGAAAUACGGGCAGACAACGAUCUGUGUAAUGGCUAUGGCGUUUGUACAGACUAUCAGAACUGAAAUCAUGGCCUAGUUCCCUUUAAAAAUUCAGAAAAUAUAGUGAAUUCGCGUGGAUAGUGAAACUGGUGUGAAUUAGUGAUAAAAAUUUAAUAAUUCUAGAAUGGCUGAAGUAGAAAACAUCGAUUUCCAAGCAUGUUGUAGACUGUGUCUCAGCGAAAUGGUGGAUUCUUUAAAGUCCAUUUUCGACGAAACAGUUGAAGAUGAAAGUCUCUCCCAGAAGAUUUUACAAUCAGUGGCUAUUGAGGUCAAUUCGUCAGACAAAUUGUCCACCAAGAUCUGUGAAGAGUGCGUAGCAAAAGUAACUGACUGGAUUUCGUACAAGGAGCAAUGUCUUCAAAACCAAAAGAAGUUGUCUGAGUUGUUGGUUGCGAAAGAAGGUCCAGAAGUUUUGGCUGUACCUGAAAAUUUUGUUGUACCCGAAGAACCACUUCCUGUAAAUGGAAUUGAAUCUGAAUCCCCCUCUGACGACGACCUUAAUGAAAACCAAGUGGAUCCUGCCUCUUUGUUGGACCUUAGCUUACAAAUUAAAGAAGAACCGGCAGACCACACUGAACAGAACGAACACGAUAACCCAGAUAUGCUAGAUGUAGGUCAAAUGAACCACCAUCUUGAUCAACCAAAUGACAUAUUAAUGCCCGGACAUGUGGUGGUUAAAUCUGAACCCAUUGAUAUGGACGGGUUGGACGAAGUGUAUAGUGAAUUCCCGCCACAAUUAUCUCCUCAACAGGCUGAGGCUGAUGAUUUGAGUGAACCCUUAGUUGUCACUUUGACGAACGGCGAACUACAGCACGAACCCAAUUCAGAUCAACAAAAGAUUCUGUUUGCCAUGGGAUUAAAACUGUUACAAACCAGCGCGACUCCCAUUUCAUCAGAAGAGCUAUCCAAAAUUGAGAUAAGCUACAUCGAAAAAUGCAAGGCUAUGGUUAACAUGCACAAGUCUUUAACGUGCGCCUGUCAUAACGUGCCACAUCAGAAUCUUAAGGGGCUCUUGUCCCACUUGAGGGCUUUAAGAAUAUGGUUUCCAGUUUUCACGUGUUACAACUGUAUGAUUACGUUUACUGAUAGAUCUACAUUUACAAGACAUAUUUCAAGAUGUCAAAGCUCCCCACUGGAUUCCAUCACGAAGCUUAGUAAUCUCAAAAAGCGUAGCGAAGUAAAGACCAGGCUGUACCAAAAUUUCAAGUGUACCAUCUGCAAGUUCAUGUUCAGUUUUCACGAAGAUUUUUGCACUCACGUUGACCUGGACCAUUCCAUGUUACAGUUUCCUGUACACUGCCCAUGUGGAAGAAUUUUCGAGAAUAUGGAAGACUACAAGGACCACGUUUACGUCAGUUGUCUUGUAGAGUUUUACUGCGACAUUUGUUUUGUUACUACUAAGACGCUAGAUGAUUUUCAGAAGCACGCGAAGGAAGUGCACGACGAUUCUGAAGGAUUUAUAUUGCUGCAGGACGACAACUAUAAAGUUCGAAAGCCUUCUAUGCAUGUCAGUCCCAGUGUUAUAGACGAGGGAGUUAUUCUAACAGGAAAAAGAGAACGCAAGUCAUCCUAUCGCUUCGUAGAUGAUGACUUAGACGAAGUCAUUCCACUUGACGUAAAUACGAAUUUGUACACUCCAAGAACCAAUAACAGAAGCUGUCCGAUUUGUACCAAAGAAUAUUCUUCGUAUAAGAACAUGAUGCGGCACUACAAAACUCACAGACCUGAAGAAAUCCAGGAGCACAGACAGCAACAACAGUUCGACUAUGAUUCACAAGAUAUGCAAGACAUGGAUUUGGAAGAUGAAGAAUCGAUGUAUUCGUGUCCCGACUGCGGAGGAAUGUUCAAGUCUUUGGAGUGGAAAAUACAUUUGACUGAGCAGCAUCAGCAGAAACCUUGUGGGGAAUGCGGGAAGUUUUUCCAAUUCCAGACGGAGCUUGAUCAACAUCGAGCCACGCAUUUGAACUUGAAGCGUCAUCUAUCGCCAAUAGAAAAAAUACAGAUAUCCAGGGACUCGAAAACACAAUCAUACACGAGCACUAUGAUAAGUCCUGGAGGAGAAGACGACUUGGAGGAACCAAGUGAGCGAGUGUUCGCUUGUGAAGUGUGUGAGUUCGUGUUCAGUACACAAGACGAAUUAAUGAACCAUAAGCUUGAACAAGACCACGGCGAACUCGAACCUAUGGAUAAUAUGGACGGCAUGGAUAACAUGGACGAAAAUAUGGACAUAGACGUAAUGGAACCGUUGCAAACUAUGGAAAUUUUAGAACCACAGAUCGAGACUACUGCAAAGAAAUCUAAGUGUGAUGUUUGCAAUCAGGAAUUCAAUAAUUACAACGGCCUGUGGGAACACAACAGGAGCAAACAUCCAGAAAGAAAAACACCACACGUGGAUACAUAUCCUAAAAAAUGCAAGGACUGUGACAAGGUGUGUACUACUGGAGCUGCUUACUAUAGACACAUUCAAAUCCAUUCUAAAGUACCAUCAGACGCUAGUACCAAUAGAAUGACUUUAUUGAAACCAAAGAAAGAAAUUGACGAAGAAUCUUAUCAUACAUGUAAGAAAUGCUUUAAAGUAUUUUCCACCAAAUAUAACUUGAAGAACCAUUUAAAAUGCCAUGGAAUUAAUAUUAAUCCUGUUGCGAAGAAGAUGGUGAGGAAGGCAGUCUGCAGGGUGUGCCAACAAGUGUUUGAAACCAAUGAAGAGUUGAUUAGACACAAACAAGAGUAUCAUAACUCAGUCGAAACUCCAUAUGAUAAUGGGGACAGAUCCAGUGUGGUCUUCCCCUGCGAUAUUUGCGUUAUGACCUUUGGAAGCAAAAUCGCUCUGAAGAAACACAAAGACAGACAUAUUCUCGAGUCAAAACCACACACCAGAGGAGUAUACUGCAAGUACUGCAAAAUUUCAUUUGAUUCCUACCAAGCUCUCUCCAUGCACAUGCAAAGAGAACACGAUGAAAGAGCAAAGAAGCAAAUAAAAGAAGUUGACAAACCUGACGAGUACACUUGCAGUAUUUGCAAUAAGUCAUUCCAAUCAGCUGGAGCUCUUACAACCCAUAUCGGCUGGCACAAACGUGCCCUAAACGACGGAACUGGAAAGUUACUGAAGCAUGCUCCACCAGCUAAACCUAAAUUACUCAAAGUGCAACCCGUUACUAUCAAAGAGGAACCUUCUGAUGAGCCAAGACACCAGUGUAGUACAUGCUUGGCAGAAUUACCCAACGAUACUGCUCUACAAGUUCACAUUUUGGAGAAGCAUAGAAGCGUCAGUGCCAUUAUGCUCAUCCCCCGUUGCAACACAUGCAACAAAGACUUUACAACACAAGACGAAUACGAAACCCACAAAAGACUUCAUGAUUUCUUGGAACGUCAGAAACAGCACGAGCAGAAAAUGCUAAUACAACAGCAGGACAGCCCUCAGCAGAAGAUGGCACCGAAUAAACCAAAGUUCCCCUGUAAAUACUGUAACGCCGCUUUCAGCAGGUCUGACACACUCGGUGGCCACAUUAGACAGUACCAUAAAGAGCACGUUCAGACUGAAUUUAGAUGUAACCAGUGCGACAGAGUGUUCGAGAAGCAGAAUUCCUUGACCAUUCAUUUAAAAACUCACGACAAGCAAAGAAGCGUUAAUCAAGCUUCUGCCAGCAAACCGAUGUUUUCUUGUUCUAUUUGUAACAUGGGCUUUGAUCUACCGAAGGAUCUGAGAACUCAUACUAUCACUGCCCAUCCAUUUUGACGAGGGUCCUUUCAGUAAGUUAGACGCUACUUUUCUAUAAUAAUUUUAGGUUUUUCAUGAAUGUUUAGUUUGUUCUUGAUUUCGAGUGUAAGUUUUAUUAGAUAAGUAUUUUUUUAUAAUAGGUUGUCUUUAUUAAAACCUACACCUAAU
Molecule: messenger RNA, 4299 nt
Organism: Diabrotica balteata
Lineage: Eukaryota; Metazoa; Arthropoda; Insecta; Coleoptera; Chrysomelidae
Source: the annotation of a GenBank genome assembly